CCUUAUCUCACACUUAAUUACAAUAUUGCCACUCCUCAAAACCAUACCAUCUAAAACCAAAGAAAUAAACCGUAUUGGUUAAGCUAUGGUGGAUUUAUUGGAGGAGAGGCUAACUCGGACUGACUCGGUCGGUAAGAAACGAGUCAGAGACGAGUUAGGCUUCGACUCGCCGGACGUGAAGCGGUUGAGAGACGAUUUGUUCGAUGACUCGGGGUUUGACCCAGUGAUUCAAGAUCUUGACUCGGUGAUGAAGAGUUUCGAGGAUGAGUUAUCGAACACGACGGCGAAAGGCUCCGGUGACGGUGAAACUCAGCCGGAUCUUGGGUAUCUUUUCGAAGCUUCUGACGACGAGCUUGGUUUACCUCCACCGCCGCCUCUACCGCUGAAUAUUCCUCCGUCUUGUGAGGAAACGGAGGAGACGGUGACGGAAUUGGUACGAGCGUCGUCGGAUUCAUCAGAGGUUGGAGAGUUGUGUGUGUUUGAGGAUCAUGUUACGGAUUUCGGAUCUUGCGAUCUGGGUGAUGAUGGGCUUUUCGAAUAUUCCGAUGUGUGUUUAGAUUCUGGUGAUUUGUUUUCAUGGCGGCCGGAGUUUUUACCGGCGGAGUAAACAAUAUGCCGGGGCAUUUUUAAAAAAGCGGGGAACGAAAUGGUGACGUUUUGCCUCAUUUUUUUUUUCUUUUAUUGUAAUAGGUUUUAGCCUUUUAGGAUCUAUAUAUUUUGUUAAGUUACUAUGGGUUUAGAAAAAUCAAAUGUUUUUUAGUAGGGGUAAAUGGCUUAGAUUAGUUUAUAAGAAUUUUUUUUUUUUCAGGAACUGUUGAUCUUUAGUCGUCUUUUUCCUUUGGUUAGCUUUUGUGUUAUUGUUAAAGUCUAAUAUUAUUAUGGAUCAGAAUAAUUAAACAGAAUCUGAAAUCAUUAUUCACAAAAUAAAAAGUUCUAUACUUUCACUA
Messenger RNA from Arabidopsis lyrata subsp. lyrata, 947 nucleotides. RefSeq lists its product as uncharacterized. The transcript has a single exon. Lineage: Eukaryota; Viridiplantae; Streptophyta; Magnoliopsida; Brassicales; Brassicaceae. The record is from RefSeq and is a predicted model, not a curated record. Bases 86 to 607 code for a protein of 173 amino acids.